AACACCGCCGUUUAGGACUCGAAAAAUGCCUAUCAGGAGGCGUUCGAUAUUGCAAAAACCAAAAUGCAGCCCACACAUCCCAUCCGUUUGGGUCUGGCCCUUAACUUCUCAGUCUUCUACUAUGAGAUUUUGAACUCACCAGAAAAAGCUUGCCAAUUGGCUAAACAGGCGUUCGAUGAUGCGAUAGCCGAGCUGGACACACUGAACGAGGACUUCUACAAGGACUCGACACUCAUCAUGCAGCUGCUGAGGGACAACUUGACUCUCUGGACGUCCGACACCCAAGGCGACGAAGCUGAGCCACAGGAGGGCGACGACAACUAACCAAACAACUAAGCAAAUGUUUCCUUUUUGACUAUGCAAAUAUUAUUCAGUAAUACAAACAAACAAAAACCAGAAACAACAAAGAGAAACAAAUAUUAUAAAACGCAACCAGCAAAGCAAAACCAUUUGAAAUGAAA
Drosophila sechellia is the source of this 461-nucleotide messenger RNA. Its product is annotated as 14-3-3 protein zeta-like. Lineage: Eukaryota; Metazoa; Arthropoda; Insecta; Diptera; Drosophilidae. Bases 64 to 324 code for a protein of 86 amino acids. The transcript has a single exon. The record is from RefSeq and is a predicted model, not a curated record.